GUAAGCAGUUUCAACCUGAGCUCAUUGGGUGAGCAGCCCGCGGACACGGAAUGUGCAUUCUGUGCUUAUUUCGGGCACGAGUGGCUGGACACGGUUUCCAGGUUCGGCAUCAAAGAGCAGACAUGGCUCAAAGAUCCCCGUGAGACUCUUUGCGUACUGGGCUAUGUCUCUGCUGCCUUCGUUGUCGCCCUGACGACCAAGGUUCGCAGCCUCUUGCCAGAUGCAUUGAGGCUCUUUGCCGGCAACCAG
Messenger RNA from Symbiodinium necroappetens, 249 nucleotides. The record is from the annotation of a GenBank genome assembly. Lineage: Eukaryota; Dinophyceae; Suessiales; Symbiodiniaceae.